AUGGAAAUGACAGAGUUAAUGUCGGUGUCAUUAGCCGUACCACAGGCAACAAAGUUUAUGAUGUUGUUAAAAAUGGAAAUAAAACUUCGAUUCAGAAUCGAUCCAAUUUGGGCAACAGACGGCAGCAAAUAUUAUAUUAAGGUCACUGUCAAUAGACGUAAUAGCGCGAUAUCUGGAGAUUUUACCACCGUCGAAGAGCCUUAA
Molecule: messenger RNA, 204 nt
Organism: Funneliformis caledonium
Lineage: Eukaryota; Fungi; Glomeromycota; Glomeromycetes; Glomerales; Glomeraceae
Source: the annotation of a GenBank genome assembly